AUGUCAAACUCUCAAUCCUGGGUUUCUGUCUCCCCCAAGAGUCAUUUUUCGCUGGCCAACAUUCCUUUUGGCAUUAUCUCCACAAAGUCGGACCCGACUCAUCGCCCUGCCGUCGCAAUUGGAGACUAUGCUCUGGACCUCAAAGCCUUUGCAAAGGCCGGUGGCUUUCACGCCCUGCCCUCUAUUCAAGAGCAUGUUUCCGUCUUCUCCUCGCCCACGCUGAACGAGUUCGCCGCUCUGGGUCGACCAGUCCACCGCGAAGUGCGGACGUACCUUCAAUCCAUCCUCAGCGAGAACACACCACAUGUGGGCCUCCUCAAAGAUAACGCCGAGCUGCGUAAAGCAGCGCUCAUUCCUUUCUCCGAGAUUCAGAACCAUAUGCCCCUAGCCAUUGGCGACUACACCGACUUCUACGCCGGCAAGAACCACGCGUACAAUGUCGGCGUUCUUUUUCGCGGCCCAGCCGAGGCGCUGCAGCCUAACUACAUGCAUCUUCCCGUCGCGUACCACGGCCGCGCGAGCAGUGUUGUCAUCUCUGGCACGCCGAUCCGCAGACCCUGGGGACAGAUCCUCAAGGACCCCAAGGCGGUGCCAAAGGUCCCUGUCCUCGCGCCUUGCGAGAGGCUCGACAUUGAGCUGGAGAUGGGUAUGUUCCUGUGCCGCGAGAACAAGCUUGGAGAGCCCGUCGCGGUUGAUCAGGCCGAGGAGCACAUCUUCGGCUAUGUGCUCAUGAACGACUGGAGUGCCCGAGACAUUCAGGCUUGGGAGUACGUCCCUUUGGGCCCUUUUACGUCCAAGAACCUGGGCACGAGCAUCAGCCCGUGGGUCGUGCUAGCGGAUGCCCUUGAUGGGUGCAAGACGGCGGGCAUCGAAAAUAAGACAGAGCUUCAGCCCUACCUCCGCGAAAGCAAGAAGAACAAUGUCCUGGGCGUGGAAUUGGAAAUUGACAUCAUCACUGCCAGCGGAAACAAGACGACAAUAAGCCGUACCAACUCCAAGAACCUACUGUGGUCGUGGCCGCAGAUGAUUGCGCACCACACCAUCACCGGCUGCAAUUUGCGACCGGGCGACCUGCUUGGAUCCGGAACCAUAUCAGGCACCGAAUCCGGCACUGAGGGAAGCAUUCUCGAGCAGACGCAGGGAGGUAAGCAGACGGUCAAACUAAAUGGAGGUGAGGAGAGGAAGUUCCUCCAAGAUGGAGAUACCAUGAUCAUUCGUGGCUGGAGCGGUCAGGAGGGUGCACUGGUUGGGUUCGGUGAGGUUUCUGGCAAGAUUGAGGAAGCUCUGAAGCUUUUCUAG
This is a messenger RNA of Colletotrichum spaethianum, 1299 nucleotides long. Its product is annotated as fumarylacetoacetase. The transcript is spliced from 2 exons. Gene Ontology annotation, biological process: L-tyrosine catabolic process; homogentisate catabolic process; L-phenylalanine catabolic process. The record is from RefSeq and is a predicted model, not a curated record. NCBI's taxonomy places the organism in Eukaryota, Fungi, Ascomycota, Sordariomycetes, Glomerellales, Glomerellaceae. Gene Ontology annotation, molecular function: fumarylacetoacetase activity. The coding region runs from base 1 to 1299 and encodes 432 amino acids.